AUGUCUUCACUUGCCACCAAACUCACAGCCCGUUUCCAAUGGGCAUCUAGCCCGCUAAUCGUCAGCGCCCCGAUGCGAGUAAUGGCUGGACCCGCGCUUGCCGUCGCAGUUUCAAGGGCCGGCGGCCUCGGCUUCAUCGGACCGACCAUCAAAACCAACGAGAUGCUAGCAGUGCUGAAAGAAGCUUCUGCGCUCACCAGAAAGUCCACGAACCUGGCCUUACCAGCAUCAAAGAAUCUCCCUGUCGGUGUAGGCUUCCAGCUUUGGAGCGACGACCUGGAAACUGCGACACAAGCUGUGGAAAAGUACAAGCCGUGCGUUGUGUGGCUCUACGCGCCCAAAGAUGUUAAGGACCUAGAUACCUGGUCUCGGCGGUUCCGCGAUGUUUCUUCCGAAACCCAGAUCUGGGUCCAGGUUGGAACCCUCGCCGAAGUCAGGGCACUUUUGAAGGCAGCACAGCCGCCCGACGCGAUUGUGAUACAAGGCUCAGAAGCCGGAGGCCAUGGCCGCGCAAGCGACGGACUCGGCCUCUUCUCGCUUCUCCCCGAAGCUGUCGAUCUUGUUGCAGGUCGCAUUCCCCUUCUAGCAGCAGGCGGCAUUGCAGACGCGCGAGGUGCCUCUGCAGCGUUAUGCCUCGGCGCAUCCGGAGUCGUGCUAGGAACUAGAUUCCUUGCUUCGACCGAGGCGAAGAUAAAUCCGGGCUACCAGCGCGAGAUCAUCCGGGCCGAUGACGGCGCUGUAAGCACCACGCGGACUCUGCUAUACAACCACCUACGCGGGGUUACCGGGUGGCCGAAGGAGUAUAGCCCGCGGGGUGUCAUCAAUAGGUCGUUUAUUGAGCAUCAGGCUGGCACGUCUUUCGACGAGCUGAAGAAGCGCCACGAUGAGUUGGUUAGAUUGGGCGAGAAGGCUUGGGGGCCGGAUGGGAGGACUGCUACGUAUGCGGGUGCGUCUGUUGGGUUAGUUCGGAAUGUCAAGGACGCGGGGGAUAUUGUGAGAGAGAUCCAAGAGGGCGUCAGGCGGAUGCUUCGCCACGAAGAGGGGGCAAAAUUGUAG
This is a messenger RNA of Aspergillus mulundensis, 1056 nucleotides long. RefSeq names its product nitronate monooxygenase. The transcript has a single exon. The record is from RefSeq and is a predicted model, not a curated record. The coding region runs from base 1 to 1056 and encodes 351 amino acids. NCBI's taxonomy places the organism in Eukaryota, Fungi, Ascomycota, Eurotiomycetes, Eurotiales, Aspergillaceae. Gene Ontology annotation, molecular function: nitronate monooxygenase activity.